Molecule: messenger RNA, 2500 nt
Organism: Toxotes jaculatrix (banded archerfish)
Lineage: Eukaryota; Metazoa; Chordata; Actinopteri; Toxotidae
Gene: stk17b
Product: serine/threonine kinase 17b (apoptosis-inducing)
Exons: 8
Coding region: 209-1276 (355 amino acids)
Biological process (GO): positive regulation of apoptotic process; intracellular signal transduction; protein phosphorylation
Cellular component (GO): nucleus
Molecular function (GO): ATP binding; protein serine/threonine kinase activity
Source: RefSeq, a predicted model, not a curated record
AAACAGAGGGAUGUAAAAAUGACCGAAAACUGUGGAUAAACUUCGCUGCUAAACUGUUUAACAGUGGCACGCAGCGGCAGCUCGGAUAAUUCACAAACGGGAAUCAAACGUAGGUACAGGUUUGACAGACUCGCCGCUCCUCUUCAGCGUUUAGCACGGCAUCCAGGCUGGUAGCUGGCAGCAGGAGUGAUACCGAAGGGAGAGGAAAAUGUCUCGGAGGCGGCUGGACAGUCGCAGCGGACUCUCCGCGGGACUGCUCGGCGAAAUCCAGACCCCGAUCAGCACGGAGCCGAUGGAAAAUGUGUAUGAAAUCACCGGAGAGCUCGGAAGGGGUAAGUUUGCAGUGGUCAAGCGCUGUGUGGAGAAGGCCUCAGGGAAAGUGUUUGCUGCUAAGUUCCUACGGAAAAGGAGGAGAGGUCGGGACUGCCGGGCUGAAGUCAUUCACGAGAUGGCCGUCCUGGAGAUGGCCCGUAACAACGCCCGGGUGGUCAACCUGCACGCUGCUUACGAGACAGAUCACGACAUCGUCUUAGUGCUGGAAUAUGCGGCAGGUGGAGAGAUAUUUGACCACUGUGUGUCUGAGGAGCUGCUGCCAGAGGCACAGAUCACCCGCCUGAUGAGGCAAACACUGGAGGGAAUCCACUACCUCCACCAGAGCAACCUGGUGCACUUAGACCUCAAGCCACAGAAUAUUCUCCUGACCAGCCUGUCUCCCCCAGGAGACAUAAAGAUCGUGGACUUUGGCCUGGCACGUAGGCUGGGUGCGGUCGGAGAGCUCCGAGAGAUCCUUGGCACACCUGAAUAUGUGGCUCCAGAGAUCCUGAAUUAUGAACCAAUCACAACAGCGACUGACCUAUGGAGUGUUGGUGUUAUAACCUACAUGCUGGUGACGGGUGAGUCUCCGUUUGCCGGGGACGACAAGCAGGAGACGUAUCUGAACGUGUCCCAGGCCAACGUGGACUACAGCAGGGAGGCCUUCUCCAGGGUCUCUGAGCUGGCAGUGGACUUCAUCCGAAAGCUGCUGGUCAAAGCACCAGAGGACCGGCCCAGCGCUGCUGAGUGUAUGAGCCACCCAUGGCUGUGGCAGCAGCAGCUCUGUCUGAGCCCCGACCCCACUACCCCCCGCACCGUCCGCGAAAGGAGCUGCGGCACCAAGUGGGCGGCCCCACCCGAGGACCCCGAAGACAAGGAGAACUUCCUGGAGUCCCCGCACUCCCUUGCAAAAAAGUUUCGCUUCGACGAGGAAACAUUCGCCCCUGGAGAAGGUGACUUUUGAAAACGUGAGAGGAAAAAGGGGAGGAAUUGUAGGCAGUGGUGUUCUCUGAGUUUUUAAAUUCUUUUAAACCUCCACAAAACCAGCUGUCUGCUGCCCGCCACUCAAGAGUAGUUAGGUCGUGUUUAUGUUCCACUAAUUUGCAAAAAUUCCAAGAUCGACCACUCAAACCAAAGAUAACCAGAUAACCAAAUCUAUCACUGAUCCACUGCUGUUUAAAAAAAGAAAGUGUGAAAAAUGUACGUCUCAAUUAAUGCGUUGUGUUUAACCUGAAGUAUUUAAUUCCUCUCACUGUUCAGAUCUUGGGUAUUUCCAGGGGCAGCGUGAAUCUGCUUUUUGUUGAGUGUUUUGUUGUCCCCGUCCUGAUGAAGGCUAGUGCGGAGUAUUUCUUUCUAUGCAAUACUUCUCUCGUAUAUUUUAAAUCUCUGCUCAAGAAACCUUCAAGAAGUUAACAGCACUCUGCCUUAAGGUGGGAAGUGAAGUGUUCUUGUCGCCAGCCCCAGUUUACUGUUUGCCCAGGAGUCCACCUGCUCUGUUCACACACCGGCUCAGCUGGACAUUACGCAGACUCUGCACUAAGUCCAUUUGAUGUCCGGUUCAGCUGAUGCUGACGUUAGUGUUCACGCGUACAGCUCCUCCGGUUAAACAUCUCGAAGAGUUCAGGGUUGCAGUGCAUGUGUGAAAGCAGCUUAUUACUUGCAUUCGUCCUGCAGCAGAAAUGUGUGAUAGCGAGAUGCGCAGUGAGGAAGUGCGAUAAUAUCCUCAUUUGCAUGUAGAAGAGAACUGGGUGGGGGGCGCAGCUGAACAGCAGCAAGAUGGGAAACCACGCUAAUGCAACCCGGCUGCUGUGCUGUGUGUCUGGGUGCGUUGAUGCAACACGUUGCUGUCCCUUUCUCAGCUUUGCCUCUUACUGUCUGCAGCGUUGCUGUAUCUCAUGUCUGAGCAGCAGCAGGACGGGAUCACACACAAGCACGUCACAUUCCUUCUGUGUUUUGUCUUGUCCCACGUGUCAAACUGUCGUUUUCUCUGUGUCUGCUAUAGAUUGAGGGUUUAAAUCUAGCUCAGGUUUUUAGAUAAAACUCAUUUUAAUAACUUGAACCAUAGAGUCGUCCCCCUCCACCGGACUGAAAGGCCUUCAGCUCCACAUUUACUGUUUAUCUUGUAUUUGGGCUUUUAAAAAAAAAAAAAAACUUUCUGGAAGAAACUGUUUUGACAGGAAGGUUUAAA